Messenger RNA from Paramuricea clavata, 1639 nucleotides. The record is from the annotation of a GenBank genome assembly. Lineage: Eukaryota; Metazoa; Cnidaria; Anthozoa; Malacalcyonacea; Plexauridae.
AUGCAGAUUGAGCUUAAUAAAAUAUUCAAGUGCAUGGCUUUGUGCAAACAAGUUGACACUGAAUAUUUUAAAGACCGAUUUCAUGGUUAUUGCUUCUCGACAAAAGCUAGCGGCCUUGGGAGACUCAAUAACAUUGUCAGUAAACGGUGUUUCAUUAAGCCAAGUUCGUUCGGUGAAAUCCUUAGGAGUAAACAUAGACGAAAACUUAACUUGGGAAAACCAUGUGGAGAGUAUUCGCUUAAAAGUAUCCCGUAAUAUUGCUACUUUGAGGCGAUUAAAGCCCAUUUUAACACAAAAAACCUAGUAUCACCCCAUCGGGCAAUAAUUGAACCAUAUUUCAUUUAUUGCUCUAUAGUUUGGGACAGCCUUGGUCAAACAUUAGACAAGUCUCUACAAAUUUUACAAAAUAGAGCUGCCUGUGUGAUAACUGGGGCACAUUUCUCAACAUCAUCCUCAAAACUCUUAAAAGAACUUGGCUGGAUGAAUAUCCAGGAAAUGAGGUAUAAACAAAAGGCUAUGAUGAUGUAUAGAAUAGUAAAUGGGCAUUACCAUCUUAUUUAAUAGACAUAUUUAAACAUUGUCAUGCUUUGGAUAUAUAUAAUCUCAGAAGGUCUAAAAUAACCUUCGAACUUCCAAAAAGUCGAACACUGUAUUACAAUUCAAGUUUUGCCUUCACUGGUGCUAAAUUAUGGAAUUCUCUUCCGGAUGAGAUAAAAGACGCACCAUCACUUAAAAUAUUUGUAAAAAUGUUAGAUUCGACUAUAUUCUGUGCCAACUAGAAUAUGUUUUCUGUAUAGUUUUAUAUUGAAAUAUUAAGAUACACGGCUUUUAGGAAGAUAUAAGCAUAUCAGGUAUCAGUGAUGGGAUCAAAACAAAAACGCUCCGUGAAAGAGUUAAAUAAUUCUUUAACUAGUACUCCAAUUAAACCAAAAAGUAAACAACAGAAGAUGGAAAACCUAAACGAAAGUGAAAUUGUGAAAAUAAUCGGUGAAAUGAGUGAAAAAUUGAAUAAACUCGAUAAGCUUGACCUAAUCGAGACACGACUCAACAGCAUUGACACGGACAUCAAGGAUCUAAAACACUCGCUGACUUAUCAACAGGAGGUGGUGGCCGAAGUACAAUCUGUACAAGCAGUACAAGAAAAUAAAUUAAAAGUAAUAGAGGAAAAGGUCGGAAGGAUCGAAGAAGAGAAGGCAAAAUUGGAAGGGAAAUUAUUGAUAUGAGAGCGCAUUCCAUGAGAAGUAAUCUGAUAUUUUACAAUAUUAGAGAAGAAAAUACACCAAAUGAGAAGGAAGAGGUUGAAAACAAAAUUAAAAGUCUAUUGAGGGACAAGGAACUUGAUAGUGAAACAGAAAAAAUUGAGAUUGAACGGGCUCAUCGGCUUGGCAGAAAUAGAAAUGGAACGAAACCGAGACCAAUUGUUGUAAAAUUCUUGAGAUUCCAGGACAAAGAGAUGAUUAAGCGGAAUGCAUACAAGUUUAAAGAUAUCGGUGUUGGAAUCAGUGACCAAUUUCCCAAAGAGAUCCAAGAAGAAAGAAAGAAGCUCUACCCGGUGUUCAAGGAUGCAAGAUCUAAGGGACAUAAGGCAUUUUUAGUCAAAGAUAAACUGUUUAUCAAUGGACAAAUUUAUGGAAGAUAA